AUACAGGUUGAAGAUGUGUGUGGCUAAGGCCGCUGCUUCCAUGCAGGCUCCGUAAUGACUGAUGGAUGUUGCACCUUGCGCGCCUUCCAUACUUCACUUAUCCGCCGCAAAUUUUCCCAGAAUACAGCAUCAGGUAGGUAGUUCUAGUAGAAUCUGAUCACCUACGUCGACCCGUAAGUCGGCUAAGAAGCCCAUAACCACGAUACUGAAGAUGGAAUUCUCUUUACGUUGCAAUGUGCAAACCUGUCGAGCCGAAUUGAAUGAACAAGCAAUCGUCACCACCUGCAGUCAUAUCUUCUGCAUUGCUUGUGCGAACGACUUGGGUCUCACACAGCCAUUCAACGCUACUAGGGAUUGUCCCGCUUGCCAUGCUCAUCUACUGAACCCAGAUGAUGCAGUCGUGAGCAAGCUCAACCCUACACAGGACUACAAGACAAGUAUCCUGAGCGGUCUGAGUCCAUUUAUCAUUAUGGAGUGCGCUGGAAGAGGCCUGCAGUUCUACUGUUAUCAGACCACUCAAGAGAUCUUCUAUCAAGAACACCAGGUCAGGAACUUGAAUGAGCAAUGUCUGAAUGCCGAAUCUCACCUCGAGAAUGUCAUACAUGAUGCCAACGCCGAAGUUGCCAGAUUGAAAGGCAAAGUGAAGGCUGCAGGUGACCAAAUUACAUACUUGAAGGCCAAGUAUGCUGAAGUUCACGACCAGCUCGCCGCGAAAACGAAGCAGUACAACCAGACAAACAAGUGCUACAUGAAUCUGAAAUCGAAGACCAUGCAGCCUCACGUUGCAAAAGCUGCCUCUCACAAUGCUGACGAGAUUUUGCGAUCAGGUCGUCAGACCCAACAUUAUGGUGAUGGAGGUCAUGGCAGCGGCAUGAUAAAUCCCGCCCCAGCUCACUUUCAGAGGGACAUGACCGGCAAAGGCCAAUCACACUUGCGACGGCAAAGUGGAGAAGACGACAGGAAUCCUUCGUACGGAUAUGGCACUCCGAAUGCUUACAACAUGUCAAGCAUGGGAAGAGUGCUUUCUGGACGUCAGUUACCUGUGUCGAAAAUAAGCAUAUUAACUGACUACCUCAGAUACCGUGCAUUUGGGUACGCCUUCGCACAGGGUACAGCUCCCAGUCAAUCGAGGCCAUGCACCUAACCCAAACAGCUAUCCAGACGUGUCGGAGAGGUCUGCUC
Molecule: messenger RNA, 1182 nt
Organism: Pseudovirgaria hyperparasitica
Lineage: Eukaryota; Fungi; Ascomycota; Dothideomycetes; Acrospermales; Acrospermaceae
Exons: 3
Coding region: 212-1144 (310 amino acids)
Biological process (GO): reciprocal meiotic recombination
Cellular component (GO): synaptonemal complex
Molecular function (GO): ubiquitin protein ligase activity
Source: RefSeq, a predicted model, not a curated record